GCUGCUGCUGCUGCUGCUGCUCUUGCACCGACCAUGGAGAUUUCAUUUGCGGGUAAACGAGCUCUGGUCACCGGAGCAGGAAAAGGGAUUGGCAGAGCCACAGCUCUGGCCCUGGCACGCUGUGGGGCAGAGGUCACGGCGGUCACACGCACACAGGCUGACCUGAGCAGUCUAAUGGAGGAGUGUGCAUCCAUCACCCCGGUGUGUGUGGACCUGGCAGACUGGGGGGCCACAGAGGCAGCCCUGCAGGGCGUCGGCCCCAUCGAUCUGUUGGUGAAUAAUGCCGCCUGUGCCAGCCUGCAGCCGUUUCUGGAGGUCACACCCGACCAGUUCGACCAGUCAUUCAAUGUGAAUGUGAAAGCUGUGCUGCAUGUGUCCCAGAUAGUGGCUCGUGGUAUGAAGGCCAGAGGAUCAGGAGGCUCCAUUGUCAACGUGUCCAGCCAGGCCUCACAGUGUGCCCUGAGAGACCAUGCUGUCUACUGCGCCACUAAAGCAGCCCUGGAUAUGCUGACUAAAGUGAUGUCUCUGGAGCUCGGACCCCACCAGAUCCGUGUGAACAGUGUGAACCCCACAGUGGUGAUGACUGAGAUGGGUCGUGUGGGUUGGAGCGACCCCAUAAAAGCCAAGAUCAUGACAUCCCGCAUCCCCCUGGGCCGCUUCGCAGUGAAGUGUAGAAAGUUCAUGGACAGUGUUGGACUCCACCGAGGCUGAGGCUCAUCAUCAGUUCAUGGUUUUCACAGUCAGCAUCUUGAGGUAGGUGGAGGACGUGGUCAACAGUAUUUUAUUCCUGCUGAGCGAUAAGAGCAACAUGACGAAUGGAGUCACUCUGCCGGUGGACGGG
Molecule: messenger RNA, 841 nt
Organism: Seriola dumerili (greater amberjack)
Lineage: Eukaryota; Metazoa; Chordata; Actinopteri; Carangiformes; Carangidae
Gene: dcxr
Product: dicarbonyl and L-xylulose reductase
Exons: 10
Coding region: 34-711 (225 amino acids)
Biological process (GO): glucose metabolic process; xylulose metabolic process
Molecular function (GO): carbonyl reductase (NADPH) activity; L-xylulose reductase (NADPH) activity
Source: RefSeq, a predicted model, not a curated record